AUGGAAUUUCUUUAUUUUUCCAGCCCAUCAAAAGCUCAAACAUCUCGCCUGUUCCGCGCAGUUCUCAACUCGCUUCGUCGCCUCACCAACUUCAUCAUUUUCCUCUUCACCGCCUAUGUUGGAGUCGUCAAACCGUCGUUGACAAAUUUCGUGUAUUUUGCCGCAUUUUUGUUCAUUUCUUCGUGGUGGGCUACUUAUAAACCGCUUAGACAUGGAGUUUAUAAUCAGAUCAAGAAGGUAACCUUUUUUCGCGCUGAAAAAUGAUGUAUUUUAAUAGAGAAAAGUGUGCCAGUCUUGCAAAAUAGGCCACGCCCACUUUCUCCAAGCUUGACAUAGUUUUCUGAUCAUUUUGAUACCAAAUAUGGUUGGGAAAUGUGUGCCAGACUUGCAAAAAUAGGCGUGGUCUCAAUAAAUUCUGGAUUUUUCUGAAAAUACAAGUACGUGAAAACGUUGAAACCUUGCCACGUCAUCAUUUAAAAAAAUUAGCGAGUUCCUGGAUUUUCCCCUCAUUUCUCAAUGAAAAAAUGGUGGAAAAACUCGACUUUUUGAUGUAAGACAUAAGCCACGCCCAUUUUCUGCAAUCCUGGCACGAUUUUCCUGAACAUGUUUAGCAUCAAAAUGCUCAGAAAACCGUGCCAGAUUUGCUGAAAAUUCCCCAACAACUUGAAUUUAUUGCAGUUUCUCAUCUUCUACUCGGCCAUCCAUUUCAUCUUGAUCUAUACCUAUCAAAUCCCGCUGGUUCACACUUUCUGGCUUCCAACUCACUCAUUUUUGGCUCGACUUUUCGGGUUGAAUGUGUUGAUGGAAUCGAAAUGCCCCAACUAUUGGGAAUUUCCAUUUGUUGCACCCGAUUUGGACAACACGAAUUUGAUGAUGAAAUGGCCGUUGUAUGCGAAUCCUGUUGUGGUUUUGGUGGGUUUUUUUGGGGCUGGAAAUGGUCUAGAAACCUGAAAAUCGUGAAUUUUCAGCCAAAAUUGAUCUAGAAACUAUUUAAAUUUCAAAAUUGUUGACCAGAAAAUCUUAAAAACAGUCUAGUUUUGGUCAAAUUUUCCCCGAACGACACUCCGCAUUUACAGCUCUUCUACUAUCUCACAGUUGCUCAAUUCAAAUUUACCCGCGACGGCUCCAGACAAUACAUUGAUGAUAAUGAUUUUGGAUCGAGUGUUCAUGAAGAGGUACGGUUUUCUGUUUUCUUUGCGUCUCUCUGAAUUUUUCUAUCUCUCUCUUUUUGUCCAUGUUUCUGUUUUGAAAACAACUUUUUUGUGUUUCGUUUUUCUGGCGCGGGAAAAUUUGAAAAUUCAAAUUUUCCCGCGCUUUUUUGAAUUUUUCUCCAAAAAAGAAUUUAGCGAUUCACAGUUGAGUCGAAUCUGGAUGAUGAGCUGAUUUCGAUUGAAGGAGUUGCGAAUGAGACAUCGCCGAGUAGAACACGUGGAAAUACAAGGGUUCGUAGACUAGACUAUAGUUUUUUGUGUUGUGUGUGUUGGGAGAUGGGGGUGGGAAAAAUGACCUGUUUUUUUAGUAGAUCAAGUAAUUGUUUAUAGCUUUGCUGACGCAUUUUCUGUAGUCCAGACUACACAAUUUGCGCCAGCAAUCAGCUUUGUCGAAAAUUUGCCUGAAAAUUUCGAUUUUCAUAGGAAAAUGCAGGUUUACUUGUGUUUUCACAUGAAAUUUUGGGAUUUUCAGACAAAUUUUCACAAUAAACUCUGAAAAUCAGGAUUUCUAAUGCUGAAAAUUUGAAAUUUCACUGAAAACUGCGAUUUUUUCAGUGAAAUUUCAGAUUUUUGGCAUAGAUGCAGAAGCUAUGCCCAACUUUUGCUGAAUUCAAAAUUUUCCUCCCAUCUCCUUUUAAUUUUUGUAUCUGUGUGUGUUUGUCUGCGUUUUUAGUUGCUCAUGUUAGUAACCAAUUUUUCCUCUCACGAAAUUCACCCAGCUUCCCGCCAGCUUUUUUUUUGGUUCAAAAAAUCUCACCUGCCCUGUUUUUGCAGCUUCUCUCCAGCGACACGUCUACAAAUCAUCUUCAAACUGGAGAAGCACCGCAACGCGACCGUUCCGCAUCGCCAAUCCGCGACGGCGAAUCGCGUGACGCGAUCCCAAUGCGAAAAGUGACGUCGCAAGUGGUGGAUCGCAACAAACUUAGUCAUAUUUUCAAUGUACCGGGCGAAAAUGAGUCGGCUGCUUCAAAGGGAAUGAUUGCUCUCAUCAGUUUUGUUAUUUAUCAUUCGUAUUCGAUUGCGUUGACUGCAAUGAUGGUAAGGAGAUUUUGGGAAAGCUGAAAAUGCAGAAAAUUUCGGCAAAAAUACGUUGAAAAUGGUAAAAAAAAUACCUGAAUUUGACGUAAAUAUAAAAUUAAAAAUUUUCAGCACUAAAUAUCCACUUGGUAAUUUCAGGAUAUUUUCAAUUAUCAAAUUUUUUCUAGUUCAAAAUUUUGAAAAUCUGAAAUUUCCAGCUCUUUUUGGACCUGAAAUUGACCAAAUAAACCAGGUCCCUUCCUGCCUCAAAAUAUCCUUAUUUUCAGACUUGGGCUCUUCUCUAUCACUCGAUUUUCGGCCUCAUUCUAUUGAUCACCACAUGUAUUUUGUGGAUCUUCAAAGACACCCGAAGAACAGCUUUUCUGGUUGCACCAUUGCUUUUGAUUUAUGUUGAGGUGAGUUUUGAGCAUUCUGAGCACAAAUUAAGCCACGCCUCUCUUUUUCGCCAUGAAAUUUGGAGCAUUUUGAGUUCCUCAUAUGUUCCUUUAAAUAUUUCCUUUUUUCCAGUUUCUUCUCUGCUUCCAAUACUUUUUAUCGUUGGAUAUUCACCAAGAUAUCGGAGAUCACAAAUGGAUCACAUUUUUGGGAAUCAAUUGGAUCGAGUUGCCGGUUCAUGCCACGAUGAUUUUGAUGGUCCAAGUGAGAAAAUUUGGGGAAUUUUGAUCUAAAAUUCAUGAAAAUUGGCCAAAAAUGACCCAGAAGUCAAGGUUUUCAACCUGAAAUUAGAAUUUUUGACCAAGAUUUGAGCCUAAAAAAUUUCGAAAUUUAUUAUGUGAUCAGCUGUGUUUACAACACGUAGUUCAUUUUUUUUUUGCUCGAAAAAAAUAUUGAAUUUCACAUAUCUGUGGCCUUUUUUUUCUACAACAGAAAAAAAUGAGCAAAAUUUGAGGAGAAGCUGUCAUCUUUCCUCAUAUCAUAUCAUUAUUAGCUAGUCAUGAACUAUGAACUAGCUGUACUUUAUCUUUAUGGAUUAGUCAUUUUUCCGGUGAGAUUUUGAAGGGUUUUGGGCUGGAAAUAUCUAAUUUUUAUCUGAAAAUUUGAAAAAAUGAGGGGAAAUUGACCUGGGAGCCUUGUUUUUGACCUGAAUCAAAAUCAGGUUUACUGACUGAAACUAAUUAUUUUUGACCUGAAAUUCAGAAAAAUUGACAGAACUUACCUCGAAAACUCAGAAAUUACAGGUUUAUCUCAAAAUUCAGCAUUUUCACUCCUGAAAUUAAAUAUUUAAUUCCAGACUCUUCUCAGUCUUCCCGUAUUUUUGCUUCUUCGUUUGGCAAGAAGAGAAAAAUACUACGAAUCACUGACGGAUUUCGAACGACAACGAAGAAUCAAUUCGUAUGGAACUUUUGGCGCCUCAAAAAGUGGAUCUGGAGGAGUUGCGGUAACUAAGGUGAGCUCUAUUUUUUCUCCGAAAAUUUUGCAUUUUUUUCAAAGUCAAAAAUCAAUUUUUCUUCCUAGCACAACAAAUGUAAAUUUGUGAGAAAAUUGGAAAAUUCCCAUUUUCUCCCUAAAAAUUGUCAUUCGAAAAAAAAAAUGAAAUUUCUGAAAUUAAUUUCAGGAAUUUCCAAACAUGUCUUUCGUUUUUUUAUUGUGAGUUUUUUCGCCGAAUUUUUUUGAAACAAAAAAAUCAAAACAUUAAUUUUGAAUCAUUCCUCAAUAUGUUUUAUUCGGGAAUUUUCGGGGAAGUUAUUGAUUUUUUGAGGGAAUUCGGGAUUUUUCUGAGAUUUCAGCACCCAAAAGCUUGUGAAAAUUGUUAAAAUUAUCGAUUUUUCACCAAAUUGUUCCACCAUUUUCCUCCUAAAAAAUCACAAUUUUUUCCAAUUUUCAGGACCCAAAAUCGCAAAGCUUCGCCAAAUUCAUCGAAUAUUUAUCGCACAAAAUCACCGUAUAUUUCGUGUUUUUGGUCGCAUUGGUUUUGCUAAUUGUUGCCACGUCAUUCAAACCAACUUUCUAUACAAUCGGAUUUUUCUGCAUUUGGGCAUUGUUGGUUUUGUAUUUGAAGGUUUGUGGAUUGUUUUGUUUGAGCUGAAAAUGCUGAAGAAAUCAAUUUUCGACACGGAAUUUGAUUAAAAAUGAGCUAGAAAUGCUCAAAAAUUCAUUUUCGGCUCUUAAAUUUGAGAAAAUUGCCUGAAUUUCAGGAUUUUUGAACUACAGUGAUCUAUUUUCAUUUACAGUAUUCCUUGAUUUUUGGCGCGAAAAUCUGAGCCCUCAGAAAACUUGUUAAAGAAAUAUAAAAUUGUCAAAUAUUUACACAACUUUUACUUUUUGUUCUCGCAUUACUCAUUUUUCCCAAAAAAAAAGAAACUUUUAUUAAUUUUUUCUCUGCCAUCCACUGAAAAUUUAAAAAAAAACUGCCACAAAAAAAUUUCCGGUUUUUUUGGAGUAUAAUAGGUUUAGUUUAGAACCGUAAAAUUGAAAGUUAUAUACUUUUUUGUUGUUAUUUUUUAUUUUUUGUAUGUUUUUUAUGAAAAAAAGUGAAAAUUUGGUCAAUUUUUGAGCUGAAAUUUGAGAAAAAUGAGAAAAUUAAGUGAAAACUGAACUUUUUGGCUGAAAAUUUAAAAAUUUUGGUUAAUUUUUAAGCUAAAAUAUUUCUGAUUUUAAUUUUUCGUCACACUUUGAGAGCUACAGUAUUCCAAAAAACAUUUUUGAGAUUUAUUUUAUUUUUAUUUUUUUUUUUUGAGAUCUACGGUAUACUAAUUUUAUACAUCAAAUUUGAGAGCUACAGUAUUCCAAAAAAAAUAUUACAGUAUACUAAAAAUACCCAUUUUUUCCAGAUCUCAUUCCGAUUGUUCCGCGGUGUCGCCUACGUAUUCUGGUUGUCAUUAUCAUUCUACACAUCGCUGAUUAUUAUCGGUCUCUACAUUUUUCAAUUUCCCGGAGUGAGUUGGGCUAACUGUGGGCCUAAAGAAGCCUAUGAAAACAGCAUAAGAGGCCCUAAAGAAGUCCUGAAAGGCUCUUUGAAACUAGGUCUGAAAGCAUUGUGAAGAACCUAAAAAGAGCCUUAAAAGCCCUAACUUAAGGGCUUGAGAAAGACCUUAAAAUGGCCUUAUUCUCAAAAUCCUUACUUAAAGACCUGAACACAACCUUCGUUAGAUACAUCCUAAAUGACAAGGGCCCUAAAUGGACCCUGAAUGUUUAUUUGAAAGCCUUAACAUAUCCUUAAAAACUAGGCCUUAAACAAGCCUAACUUACAGGCCUAAACAAGGUCUUGGCCUAGAAUUGUUUUUGUUUCCCACGCCCCGAUGUGAAAUUCAACACCGUUUCCUCAUUUUCAAAAAGUUUUCCCUCCCCCAAAAAUGUUUUUGCAGAUUGCUUCAUGGGUCAAAACAACAACCGGAUUAUCGGACGAAUGGCUUAAAGCCAUUGGAUUGCAAGAUUUUUCGGCAAUUGGAAAAGCUGGGUAAGGAUUGGGUUGAAAAAUUGGGGGGAAUUUGAGAUUUUCGAGCUGAAAAUGAGGAAUUUUAGCUCAAGAAUCUUGAAAAACAUCACAAUUUUCCAAAAAUGAUGAAUUUUGGGUGAAAAUAGUCAAUUUUUCAGUCAAAAUUAACGAUUUGCAGACGAUUUUUCCGGGCAAAAACUCUGAAAAUCGCGCGAAAUUUUUCAGAGUCCUAUUUCUGCACCUCCUUUCACCAAUUGUUCUUUUCGUCGUCACGAUGCUUCAACUCAAAUUCUUCCACGAUCCAUGGAUCCGAGCAACUUCGAGACAAACACAAUCCGAAGCCGAACAACAAGCACAACAAGCUAGAAGUUUGGAAGAGGGACCAAGUGGAGCUGGUGAGUUUUUUUGGGGAAAAAAUUAGAGGUUUUUGACCCAGAAAAUAUGGAAAUUUGGCCUGAAAUUGAAUUUUUUCUGAUUUCCUCGCUAAAUUUUAACCGGAAAAUCUGAAAAUGUUUGCUCUGAAAAUACCUAUUGUCAUUCCGAAAAUAAAAGAACCCCCGUUUGAAUUGGCGCUCACGUACAGUAGACUAAAGAUGACGUGACACAUGCAUAUCAAACUGGUUGGCAAAUAGCCAACGUGUAAAUUUCGCAUUUUAUUUUUCAAAUAGACUCCAAAAUUUCGCGAAGUCUACUGUGGUCUUGGUUUCCUAGGCCAUUUCGGUUCUCUUCCAAGGUUCUUUUUUUUUCGGAAGGACAAUACCUGGAAAUGUACGUUUCAACAAUUUUCUAAAUUUAGUUAUCCUAAUUUGAGAUGAUUCCCCCGUUCCCAGCCUUAAAAUGAUUUUUUGGACUAUUUUUGCCCAAGAAACCUUGAAUUUCACUCUAAAAAUGAAUUUUCACCUGAAAAUCUGGAAUUUUGACAUGUUUUUCACCGAAAAAUUUUUCUGAUAAUCAAUGUUUUGAAAAAAUAAAUUUUUGGGGACGCGGAAAAAGUUGUGUUUAAUAAAUAUGAAGAGUGAAAAUAAACAAAGCUUCUCUGUGUUCCUUUUUCGCCUUUUUCUUCUUUUUCUAAUUGGUUUUUGUGGUUUUACUGUUUUUCUUUGUGAAAUUGGUGAAAUUUGGGAUUUUUCACUAUAAAUCAUACGAAAUAUGUCAUUUUUGACCUGUUUUUCUCUGAAUCUUUGAUUUUGAGAUUUUUUGCUCAAAAAUGCACAAUUUUUCAUGUGGAAAAUUGGGGACAUUAAAAAUUCUCCGAAAUUUUUAAUUUCAAAUGUUGCGGCCCCAGAAUUUGUGAUUUUUAGCACCAAAAAAUUCCACGUGUAUUUUUUUUUUCAAAAAAAAAAAACAUAGAAAAAAUCGGUUUUCUGACUGGAAAUCUCCUUUUUAACCCAAAAAUCCGAAAUUUCCAAAUUUUUUAAUAAAGAAUAGUCAACUGUUUAUUUGAAAAAAAUUAAAAUUCCGUCAAAAAUAUUGAAUUUUUCCUAAUUUUUGACUAACUAAAGUCAUUUUUCACCUGAAAAUCACAUUUCUUUCUCCUAAAUCUCUCAUCAACUUUUUUUUGGCCGUGUUCCAAAAACGAAAAUGAAAAGAUAUCGGUUGAUGAAGAAAAGUGGAAAAAGAAAUGGAAAACAAGUCUUCUUGACCACAUAUUAUAAAAUGUACAACAACACAUACACAAAUCGUAUUAUUAUCAUCUUUUUUGUCUCUUUUUUUUAAAGAGCGCGAAAUUUUGGGAUUUUCAGUCAUUCUCGACAAGUUUUUCGACGUUUUCAUUGAAAAAUUGAUCAUUUUCACUUAAAAAACACCCAACCCCCUAUUUUCACCAAAAAUUCCUCAUCUUUGACCUAUUUUUCUCUGAAUCUCUGAUUUUCAAUGAUCUCUCGCCCCCAGAAAUUGACAGUUUCCGCUUCCUUCAUCAACCUUUUUUUUCUCCCAAAAAAUGAUUUUUUUUUGGAGAAAAAAGGACCUACUAAGUUAUGAAUUUGAGCCAAUUUGUGUGCAUUUUUUGGUGCAAAAAAUUGAUUUUUUUGAGGCCGAAAUUGGAGUUUUCUGGGAAUUUUGAAGAUUUUUUAGCCUGAAAUCAAUUUCAGACUAAAAUGUGAGCACCUGAAAAUCCACGUGGCAACUUUUGAUUUUCAGGAUGAAAUAUUUUCUGUUUGCACUCUCUCAAUUUCCCAUAAUCUCUAAUCUAAUCGAAAUAAUAUUCUGAAUGUGAAUUUUCAGCUGCAGAAACUUGUCUGAAAUUAAUUUCAGGCUGAAAAUUUGAUUUUUUGUAUUUAAUACAAGUUUCCAUCUAUCUAUUUUUUGCCCCCAAAAAACCGUAUGACUAAUUCCCUCUUGAAACUGUGAAGCAUUCAUAUGUAUUUUCACGGUGUUUUGUUUUUUUCUGUCCAAAAAACAUACACGGUGAUUCAUUUUGUGUUGUUCUCUCUCAACCCGAGAAACUACUAUUUGCUUUUGCUAGUUUUUGUACACACAGUGAUGUGUUCUUGAAUUUUGGAGCUCUGAAAUUGGGUUUUUGAACUGUAAUUCUGGAUUUUUGGACAUCUUUGGCCUGAAUUUAGAAAUUUCGACCAAAAUUCAUUUUUGCACCCGAAAACCUUGUACCUUUAAUCCCCUUCAUUUUUAGCCCCAAGAAAAAUGACUAGAAUUAGUUUUUGCACUCAAAAAAUAAAAAAAACAUGAGUUUUUACACAUUUUUGUUGUUUUCUGGAUGAAUCAAACAGAUGAAAAUUGAGAAGAGAGAAAAUGAGCUGUGAUUAAAUUGAUGAGAAACAUCAAUUUAAAGGGAUGUGGUGAUUUUAGGUGCUGGAAAAUUGAUUUGAAUGUGAAACAUUUGGAGUUUGAAACUUUUCGCGGCUAAAAAUCCACGUUUUUUGAAAAUAAAAAAAUCCGGAACUUUUAUUUUUAAAAAUUUAAUUUAAAAUAUUUUCUUAAUUUGUUUUAUCUUCAAAAAAAUCAUGAGAAACAUUUCGAAUUUCAAAAAAAUGAAAAUUUGAAUGGAAAAUAUUUUUUUCCGCAAAUUUUCCACCAUUUUUUCAAAAAAUUUCGCAUCAGAAACUCAAUUUUCCAAAAAAUCCUAAUUUUCCAACCAAAAAUCAAGCGAAAUUAUAAUUUUAAUAUAACCAAAAAUCAAGGCUCAAUCAAAAUUUCAAAAAAAAAAAUAGAAAAAUUUUGCUCUUUGAGCUACACAAUGAUGAUGAGUCGGAAAAACAACAAAAAAAGAGGCGGAGUCUUGUAGAGCAUCUUUUUUACACACUUUGCUCAUUUCUAUCUAUUUUCUCUUCACUUCCAUUCUGUUUUUGUACCCAAAUUUCACACGCCACAAAAAUGGUUUACGGUGAAUUUGUGCACAUUUUGGACUAUUAUUUGAGGCAGUUACGCGAUUUUUCGCGACAACAAUACGAGGAACAUCAGGAAGAGAAGAGAAGAUCGAAAAGUCCCAGAAGGAAGCCUCUAGAUGCGAUUCGAAGUUUAGAAGAGGGUAGGAAUCCGAGGCCAACAUCAGCACCAGUAGGAGGAACAUCACAGCAAGAUCAACAGAAUCCUAGGAAAGUUUCGUACCUCCAAGUUGCCCGAACUUAUUCCGAUAAUCGAAGAUCCCUUUAUAAAGUCGAGCUAGACAAAUAUUGGGAUCCGAUAUUUCUCGAAAAGAUUUUGCCCUCCCCAUCGGAGCGGAAUAUGCUAACAAAGUCUCAGAGCUCAGCAACAGAUUCGGGAAUUGAAAUGCCGUUUAUUGAUGAGGAUGACGACUUGGCUCCGAUUAUUUUAGCGCGCGAAAGAGCUGGGCAGAGUAGAAGGUAUCGGCCGGAUGGAUGGAUGUCGCCUAGGCAGAUGUUCAGACGAUGGUGGAGUGAGUUUCUGUGGAGGAGGAAAAUCUGAAGCUUGCGGUUUAUAUUUGCGGCUCGGCCAUAGAAUUGCUCAUAUUAUAGUUUCCUUGAAAUUCAUGAACUUCUAGGCUUCCGCUCUAAUUUAGACUUAGGUCCGUUUCUAAGCUUAUAUCUUUGCGGAAGCUUGCGGAACUGCCGCUUCGCGGAAGAUUGUGCCGCUUCGCGUAAGCUUGCGGUUCACACUCGCGACUUUGUCGCUCGAACAAAAACAAAAACUCCGCGUUUCUAUGGAAAUUUUCUGAAAUUUUUCCAAUUUUUAAAACAAAACACUUGAGUCUUCCAAAUUUUGAGGGUUUUUGUCCAUAAAAAUUCUCAAGGACCACUGAAAAAGUUCAAAGGUCCCACAGAUUUUCAAACAGUUUUUUGGCCUCUCAAAAAUCACCUCCAAAAAUUGAUUUUCCAAAACAAAAACAUUAAUUUCAGUGUCACUUUUAGUGAUUUUUUUCUGACAGAAAAAUAUCAGGUGUUGUUUUUUUUCUCGAAAAAAAAAAUUUCGAGCAAAAAAACAAUAGUUCACAGGGCCGUAAAACCCACGAUUUAUUUAUUUUUGAGCAGAAAAAUUGGAUUUUUUGGGGAGAAAAAAGGUCUCAUGAAAGUAAAAAAGCUCACAAUCAGAACUUUGAAAAUUUUUGGAAUGAUAGUUUGAGCUUAAAUUUAAUACAUUUCUGGAUUUUUACAAAAAAAUUUGAAUUUUUGAGGCUUUCUAAAAAUAUCUCAAAAAAGUUUCAAAAUAUCCAGAUUAAAACACGAAAAAAAGUUUUAUGUCAAUCAAAUUUUUUUCUAUUAGCGCACACGACAAAAAAGAGGAGACAAAAUUAUGGGUUUUGACAAGUUUUGCAACAGAAAAAACUGCAUUUUUUGUUUUGAAAAAUGUAGGGAUCUCGCCACGAAAUUACACUACAGUAUCCUGAAAAGUUAGCCCCAAAAUGUGGAAUUUUGAAAAACUUGGAGUUUUUUGAGCUAAAAAAUUAUUGAAUUUUAAAAAUUCUUAAAAAUUUCAAAAAUAGGUCCCAACACGAAAUUCAGCUACAGUAACCCUGGGAAUAUUGAUGCCAAAAAUUUUUGAAUAAAAUUUUUUCCAACUCAAAAAAAUGGAAAUUUUCCUCCAAUUUUAGAAAAUUCCUAAAUUGGGUCCCACCACGAAAUUAAACUACAGUAACCCUCAAUUUUUUGCAGGCGAUACUUUGGUCAAAAAAUUGCACAAAUUGGCCAACGAAUGUGUCGAGCUAUUAUGGCGAUUUUUCGAAGUUCACAUAUCAAAAAUUGUAUUUAUUAUCAUUGCCUGUUUUGUGGCCAAUAAUGUGAGUUGUUUUGUUGUUUUUUUUGGAAGAAAAAACUGUGCCAGGAUUGCAGAAAUGGGCGGAGCCUUGGACUCUCAAAAAUCAAUAUUUUUUUCCAGAUUUAUGCGUUGUACAUUCCGCUAGUCAUAUUACUCUCAUUAGCAAUUUGUCUUCCAUCAGCAGCCGAUGGAAUUUUCUCAAUUCUCAUGUGCUCCUAUUUAUUCCUGGUUGCCAUUGCCAAAAUGAUCUAUCAAUUGGAUGUGAUUCCGGAGUUAUCGAAAAUCGAUCGUGGAAAUGGAGCCGAUAAUUGUACGUGGAAAAAUACAACAAUGGCUGAAUGGUUUGGAUUAUUUAAAGAGAGCCAGCAGCCGCCGAUUUUGAUGUUAUGGGUGAGUUUGUUUUUGAGCCGUGAAAUUUGGAGCAUUUUGAGCCCGAAUAUAAUUUGCGGCAUGGUUUUUGGAGCAUUUUGAGCCUAAAUAUGACUGGGUUUAAGCCACGCCUCUUUUUGCAAUUUACUAACGACACUCCGCAAUUCCAGGGUGUAAUAAUAGCUGUCGUCGCAAUGGCAUUCCAAUCAAUAAUCGUCUAUCGCCAACGAUAUUUCCGAAGUCUUCGAGGUCUACCAGAAUCCCUACGUGCACGAGUCUUUCCCGAUUUUCAUCAUUCGAAUUAUGAUCAUAGUCUCAAACACGGUGUGCAAUUUAUCAUUGAUUACGGUUUCUACAAAUUUGGACUCGAAAUUUGUCUGGUUGCAAUGGGUGUUGAUGCGUGGGUUCGGAUGGAUUCAUUGGGAGCCAGUCAAUGUUUUUGGAUUGUCUUGUUUUCGAUGAAUAAGAGGUGGGCAUUUGGGGGAAUUUUGACCGAAGAGUUGAGAUUUUCGGAGUUUUUUAGCCUAGAAAACCGAAUUUAGACCAUUUCUUGAUCAUUUUGAUACCAAAUAUGGCCUAGAUUUGGUUUUCUAGGCCAUGUUAGGUAUCAAAAACGAGGCCAUGGCCUAGAAAACCAAAUUAAGUUAUUAAGGUCAUACUUGAUAUCAAAAUCAUCUAGGAUUCGUAAAAAUUGCAUUUCUAGGUCAUAUUUUGUAUCUAUAUGAUGAUUGUGGCCUAGAAAUCGUGAAAAUUAGAUUUCUAGGUCAUUAUUUGGUAUUUGGUAGUGAUCAACAUGGCCUAGAAUCCCAAAAACUAGUCCGCGAGCUAGAAAUCCAUAGAAAAUGGGGAUUUUUGAGCUGAAAAUAAUGCCACGUCCCUUUUUUUGCUCCUGAAAAUUUGAAAUUUUUGAAAAAUUCUAAUCUUCAGGUUUCCUAGAAACUUCAGAGUUCACCGAAAAAAAUCUGAAAAAUGGGUGCCACGUGGAUUUUCAGCCUAACUUUUCUCAAAUUUUCAGACCAUUUGUUCGACGACUCUGGCCAAUUUAUUUGGUCUAUAUGGCGAUUUUGUAUCCGCUUCAAUUUGUGAUUUAUGUUGGAUUGCCGCCCGAUAGUUGUAUAGGUAAGUUAGUUAUGACGUGGCAAAUUUAUCUAAAUUUUCUUGUAAAAUUUGAGAAAUUUGAUUUCUUGUGAAAUUUGAGCUAUGACGUGGCAAAAAUCGAUAUUUUCAGCCUAUCCCUGGUCGAAUCUUCUUCCCAAUUUCUCCGAAGCUGCAAAUCACAAUCUGGCCACACUUUUGGACCUGCCAACUUAUGGCCAAGCAUGGCCGCCAGCAUUCCUGUUGGCCGAUUUUGCGGUGCUACUUUUGGCCGCUUGCCAACUCAAUGUUUUCCGACGAGAAGGCGAGGAUAAUGAUUCGAUAUAUUCGGAUGGAUUGUAUUUGAUCAAAUCCGCCGAAAAUCCACACUAUGAUUUCAUUGAUGUGAAAAAGUAGGCUUUUGUUUUUGAGCCAUGAGAUUUGGAGCUUUUUGAGCCCAAAUUCGAUUUGCGGCACGGUUUUCGACCAUAUUUAUAUGACCAUAUUUAAGCCACGCCCUUUUUGCAAUUUGCGGCAUGGUUUUUCUUGAAUUUUGACUCAGAAUGAUCCAAAAACCUUGCAAAAAUGGGCGGAGCCUAAAAAACCUCUAUUUUUUCUCCACAGAUCUUCUGUCGACUACUUCAAAACCCUCAUUUUCCACUACGGUCACUGGAUUACACUUGCCGCAACUUUAGCCGCCGGAAUCGCCGGAACCUCGUUGUUCGCCUUGGGUUAUAUCAUUCUAACCCUCUGGCUCCUCUGGCAAGGAAACAAUUUGUAUGUGAUGAAUUCGCGCGGAAAUUCGUUCCAACAAACACUGAAACGAUGGAAUUUGAUACUCGGAUAUACGCUUUUCACAAUUACGAUGAAGGUUUUAUUGCAGGUAGGAGGGAAUUUGGAGCAUUUUGAGCUCAAAAAUGACUAGGUUUUUCCACGUGGCAUCAAAAAUUCUCAAAAUUUGGAGCAUUUUGAGCUAUGACGUGGCAAAUUCUAAAAAUUACUGUUUGCAGAUGUUUGGUUGUGUCUUCUUGAAAUGGUUCGAAUCAACAGGCAAUUUCCUAUGUAUAAUCCGCCAACUUUUCUCAAUAACCUGCAUUUACAACUACGGUAUCACACAAGAAAUGCCGAUUUCAAAAGAUUUCGAAAAAUCGUGCCCCGUGGAUUUGAAAGAGGCCAAAAUUGGCUAUGACGUGGUCGCGUUGGCGUUUUUGGUUCUACAAAUUCGAAUUUUCCACUCUUGGUAUUUCCAACAUUGUAUGGUUGAGUAUAGAAGUGAGGUGAUUUUGGCGAAUCGGUGAGUGCAAAGGUUUUGGGAGGAAUUUUUGGCGGGAAAUUUGAAAAAUUGAGCUAAAAUUCGGGAUUUUUCGAUAAUUUUGACCCGCAAAUUGUGAAAAAUUGGUAAAUUUGACAGAAAAUUAUGAAAUUCAGAUGGUUUUCAACCUGAAAUUUAUGUAAUUUGGACGUUUUGAGCAACAAAAAUGUGCAGCUCAAAAUUCUAGAAAAAAAAUUUAAAUUUUGAACCAAAAUUUGCGAAAUUUGAUGAUUUUCAACCCAGUAUCAUUGAAAAUAUGAAAUUUUGACCUGAAAUUGCACUUAAAUUUAAAUUUUCAAGAUUUUCUGGAAUUUCAUAGUAAGUUUUGUGUGAUUUUUCCUCAUUUUCAGUUUUCCCGGGUUUUGUUUUCAGUUUCCAAUGUUAUUUUCAUCGCGAAAUCCCCUCAUUUUUUCCAGCGGAGCUGUGCUCAAAAAUCAAUUGAUCGAAAAAGAGAUGAAAGAGCAAAAUGAGCAACAGAAGAAGAAGUUCAACGAAAUUCGCCGAAGAACCGAAGCGAUUCGAGAAAGAUAUCAAAAACAACAGGAAUCGGGAAAAGAGACGGCCGAGAUCAUUUUUGAACCGAAAACUUAUGGACAAGGUGAGUUUUGGGACAAAAUUCGGGUUGUUUGGGAAGUUUUGGAGCAUUUUGAGACCUCACAAGCCAUGAGCCGUGAAAUUUGGAGCAUUUUGAGCCUAGAUUUAAACCACGCCCACUUUUUUGAACAUUGCUCAGGUUAAACUUUUUUUCUCGAAAAUUUCCGAUUUUCAUAUUCAAAAGUUUUCAAAUUUCCUGACAAAUUUCACUAUUGCUCAAAGUAAAAUUUAGGCUCCGCCCCUUUUCUCCAGGUCUCAAAAUGCUUAAAAUAUUUUAUUUUGGGUGUCUUUUUUCUGGUGUCGGGAUUUUUUUCAAUUUUUUGAAUGUCAUUUUUUCCCGCCGAAAAAUGUCUUGCCACGUUGCAAAUCCUAAAAAUCCAAAAAAUUUUAGACCCCGAUGAUCCUUUUCCCUUCUAUGAUUUGAGAAUUUCUGAUGCUGAUGGUAACUCGCAAAAAAUUGACCUGAAUUUAAUUUUUGAACUGAAUUUUAAUUGAGUUUGGCACCCAAGGCUGGAUUUUUCAACUCUUUCCCCCUCUUUUCCUGUGUUUUUUACUAACCCUGGGCAAAUUUUGGACCCUACAGUAGUAAUUUUCCAUAAGCCCCAUUUUUUGGGCCUCUACAGUAUAUAAUUUUUAAAUCUGCGGAGAACUUUUUUGGACCCUACAGUACCCCUCAUUCCCGGGCCCAAAUAGAUUUGCAGAAAUAUCAAAAGUGAGACGAAGAAAAUUGAAUUCGUUUCAAAAAUUUGUGCACAAAAUUGUGAUAAAUAGACGGGUUUAUAGUGUUUAUGGGAAAGGUAAGCACAGAAAAAAUCUUGGAAUUUUUGUCCAGAAAAACUGAAAUUUUCUAAAAUUUGAAAAAUCUAACAGUUUGACUAACACUUCCAAUAUCUUUUAACUAAUUUUUUUGAGUUUUUGGGUUUUUUUAUUAGUUGGCUUAGCUGAAAUGUGUUUUUUUGCUCCCUUUUUGCUCCCCAAAAACCCUAUAUUUUCAGCCAAACGCGCUGGUGACUAUUACAUGUUCCGCGAGGAUCCGGAAGCGGAUGAUUUGGUUCAACCUGUCGAUUCGUUUGUUCCGGAAGUCGAUCCAAAAGCAACGGAAUAUAACAGACUUGAUCCUGGACAAAUAAUGUAUGCGGCAACUGCGCAUGAUAUGGAUUUGCAGAAAACACUGGGACAAGUGAAGAAAGGCGAUCAAAUUAAGGAUGCGGAAGAACGCGCGCUGGAAGCGGUUUCGGAAGGAAAAAAGAAUCCGGAAGAUCCGGAAGAACCGGAUGAAUCGAAAGUUGAAUCAGCUGUGAAGUUUGCGCAGAAAAUGAUAUCAUCUGCUCUGGAUCUUUGCUCGGUGACACUGAAUAAGUUAUGUAGAGAACAUCGAUAUGUUGGAUAUGUUUUGUCGAAAGAAAAACAGAAAUUGAAAGCUGGACACUCGGAAUCCUUAUCGAAUACUAGUAGAAAAUUGACGGAAAUUCGAACGGAUGUUGAUUUGAAAGCGUUGCAAUUGGUUCAUUCGGAAACUGAUGUUGAUAAGUGAGUUUUUAACGGAAAAUAUAGAAAAUACACGUUAUUUUGACACCAAAUACGCUCAGAAAAAUUUUGGGAUUUUUUUGACAGGGUUUAGGAGUUCUGUAAGCUUAAUUAUAAUAUGAGUUUUUUUUGCAACCUUAAUUACAAUUUUUCCUCUUAAAAUUCGCCCUAUUUGGUGUCAAAAUUGGAUAAAAGUUCAGAAAAUCUAUAAUAUGAGCAAUGUUUUUUUUCCUCAAAAAUUCGGUUUUCUGCAAUUUUUGACCCCUGGAAGUUUUCUCAAGAAAAGUUGGGAUUUUUGACACCGAACAUUGCUCAUAUUAUGCAUUUUUGAAGUAAAAAGUAUAAUCUGAGCUGUCAAAUUUGAGAUUUUAUGUUGGAAAAUUCCCAAAAUAUAGUAUAAUAUGAGCAAUUCUGACUGAAACUUUUUACCCAGAAAUCUCUUAUCUCAAUAAAUUGCUCAUAUUAUACUUGUUUCGAAAGCUUCAGCGAACGCAGCCAGGAAUCCAGAACAAAACGAAAUUCAAAAUUUGUAACAUGAGCAAUCCUAUAAUUAUCUUAUUUGGUAUGAAAAAAUUCCAAAAAUCUAUCGGAUUUUGCAGAAUGGAAACCGAAGCGGUCUCAGAUUGGCAACAAAAAUCAUCAAUAAUGCGAUUUGUGAACGCAGUUGUGAAUUGCAUCGGAGCCCACACCGAUAUUUUGUGCUACUUCUUCUCGAUUAUGACGCAAGUCAUGACUGGUGGACUAUUGACAAUGCCUCUUCCACUUAUGGCACUUUUCUGGGGAAAUUUGUCGAAUCCGCGGCCCAGCAAAUUCUUCUGGGUUACUAUGAUCACGUAUACCGAAUUUGUGGUAAGAUUUUGGGAACAAAUGAUUUUUGAGCUAAAAUUGAUCCAGAAAUGUAGAAAAAUCGCGGGUUUCAUGAAAUGUUGACCCAAGAAGUCCAAAUUUUGAGAAAAAUUCAAGGAAUUAUGAACUCCCAGAAUCUAGAAAAUUUGAAAAAUCACGAUUUUCGUGGAAUUUGAAUAUAAAGAGUCAAAAUUUGGGCACAGAUCUAUAAUAUGAGCAAUGGUCGAUUUUUAAGUUGAAAAAUUAGAUUUUUCAUGAAUUUUGAGUACAGCUAAACCUCUCUCAAAUAUGAGCAAUCUCCUAAAUUUCAGGGUUUUUAACCUCAAAAACCAAAUUUUCUGCAAAAUUCUAACAUGAGCAAUGCCAAUCGCAAAUUGUUGCAGAUCGUCAUCAAAUUCAUCUGCCAGUUCCAAUUUUUCACAUUCAACUCCACCGAAUACAUCACCCAAAACAAUCUGAACCCGGUUUCCGUCGACAAAGUCAUCGGUGUUUCGAAACGCGACUAUUUUGCUCUAUGGGAUAUCAUUUUGCUCUUCAGUUUAUUCUUCCACAGAUAUAUGUUGAGAAAAUUGGGACUUUGGAAGGAUGCCAAUUUGACUGACACGUUUUUGAGUAGCUCGACGAGUUCUACCGAAAAUUCGGCAAAUUCUGAGCCGCGCGUCUCGACUGGAAAAGAGUUGGAUACUGUAGAGACUACAGUAGACGAAACCCAAAAAGAGUCUAGUCUAUCGCAAGGAACUACAUCAAAUUCGGAAAUCACAAUUUAUUCAGCUGAUCCGGUUGUUGUUACACAGGAACCUGUUCAGACUUCGGAAGAAGGUUCGAAAGUUGGACCGAUUGGAAGAUUUAUUCAACAGUUGUUCCAUCCCAAGUUUAGAUAUAUUCGGUGGGUUUUUUGAGCUAAAAAUCUAUGGAAUUUGGUCAAUUCUGACCUAUUCUUUCAAAUUUUGACCUGGGAUUAACCCAAAAAUCAUUUGUACAAUAUUUGGCUGAAAAUGAGCUGAAAUUCGGGGAAUUUGUGGAAUUUUUAGCUGAAAUUCAUGAAAAAUGACCUAAAAUGUUAGGAAAAAGCUGAAAUUUUUAUCAAUUGUUCAUUUUUGUUCCAGAGAUCUGUAUCCAAUAAUGUUCGGAAUCGAUGUGAUUUGUUUCCUCACAAUCACAUUUGGCUAUUCAUCAUUUGGUGAAGGUGGAUCUGGAAAUGUAUUGAAUGAUGUGAAAGCGUCGAGAAUUCCGGUCACUCUAGUUGUUAUGUUGGUUGGAAUGACAUUGGCGAUUAUUGUUGACAGAGCGCUGUAUUUGAGAAAAUCAGUCUUGGGUGAGUGAAUUUGGCUGAAAAUGAGCUAGAAUUCAUGAAAAAAGGUUAAUUUUAACCUGAAAUUCGUUGAAAAUUGUCUAUUUUUUUCCACGUGGAAAUCCUAAUUUCAACUAAAUAUUCCAGGAAAAUUGAUCUAUCAAAUCUUCAUGAUCACAUUUUUGCACAUUUGGAUGUUUUUGGUGCUUCCCGAAAUGACGACUCGCGCAGCAAUCAAUAAUAAAGUCGCGCAAGCUCUCUACGUCAUGAAAUCGUGCUAUUUCCUCGUUUCCGCGUGGCAAAUUCGAAACGGUUAUCCGGAAUUGUGUAUUGGUAAUUUGUUGACACACUCGUAUGGUAUGAUCAAUAUGAUUGCCUUUAAAGUGUGAGUUUUUUGGGGAUCUCUGGAAAAUUUGGCGCAUAUUGAUACCCCUCACGACGUAUUUUUGAGUUCUACCCGAAAUGCGCCAGCAACUGAAAAGAGUUUCAUGGGAACCAAGAAUUUAUUACUUGAAAUGCGUCAGCAAACAUCCUUGGCGCACCUUUUGUAGCCCUCCAAACUCUGUCAUUUUUGGUCUCAAAAUAUCCGAAUUUUUCUGAAAAUCCCGAAUUUUCCAGUUUCAUGCUCAUCCCGUUCCUCUUCGAACUUCGAACAGCAAUCGAUUGGACUUGGACCGACACAUCAAUGCCUUUGAUGGAUUUCUUCAACAUGGAAAACUUCUACGCGCACAUCUUCAAUUUGAAAUGUGCUCGUCAAUUCGAAGCCGAUUAUCCGGCACCACGCGGCGUUGCCAAAGGAAAAUUGGUGAAAUAUAUGAUGGGUUUCCCGUUGAUUAUUGGAGUUGUUUUAUUCAUUUGGUCGCCGUUGUUGUUGGUGUCGCUUUUGAAUCAAAUUGGUGAGGGUUUUUUUUUGCCACGUCAUAUCCUUGUUUUUUUGUUUUGCAGGAACCAUCAGUAUGCCUGUCAAAGUCACAUUGCGAGUAUCGAUCGAAGGAUAUCCGCCACUGUAUGAAAUGGAAGCACAAGGACAAACGACAGAUAAUCGAGAAUUGCAGACAAUGAGCUGGGGACAAUAUCAGACAUUGACCGAUAUUAUUUCGAAACGGUGAGCAGCAUUUUGAGCCUCGUGAAAUUUGGAGCAUUUUGAGAUCUCAUAAGGCAAUUUUUUGAAAACUUCGUACAAUUUGGAGCAUUUUGAGAUCUUAUAAAGCUAAUUUUUGAAAACUUGAUAAUGGGGUGAUUCAGGUCGAAAAAAAAAACUAAAAAAAAACGUUUUUUUACAAAAAAUUUCGAUUCAGCAAAUGUCAAAAAACUAUAUUUUUUUCCUAUUUCUCGACAUUUUUUGACAUUUUUUUCAUUGAAACAUUUUCGCUGCGAGAUAUCUCUCAUUUUUGUGUGGAAAAAAAUAGGGUUUUUUGACAUUUGCUGAAUCGAAUUUUUUUGUAAAAAAACGUUUUUUUUUUAGUUUUUUUCGACCUGAAUCACCCCAUAAAAUUAGGAGCCUUUUGAGAUCUCGAAAGGCUACUUUUCGAAAACUUGAUGAAAUUUGGAGCAUUUUGAGCCUAGACACGCCCACCUUUUUUCAACAUUGCUCACCAAAAAUUUGAAAACAAUGUUAGCCAUGCUCAUAUUCAACAGUUCUUGGAAAACUGACCAUUGCUCAUGUUAGUCUGAAUUGUGAAGAAUCCCACAGUUUGCCACAUCAUAACUAAACUAUUCAGGAAAAAUAGGCAUUGCUCAUGUUGACUGCCGAUGUCAAAUUCCUAAUUUCCCCCCGAUUGCCACGUCAUAACUCGAUCUAUUCGUUUUCCAGAUAUCAAGCCCGUGACACCGAAUCAAUUCUACGUUCUCGAAUGUCUGGAUCAUAUCUCAAAGGUUUCACACCCGAAGAUAUUUUGAUUGUUCGUUUCCGACCAGAAUCUGAAGUUUAUUGGCCAAUUUCACAAGAUUCCAUCAAUGCGAUGAUGUGAGUUCUGAAAAAAAUUGGAGAUUUUUAGCCGAAAAUUCAUAUUUACAGAAAUAAAUUGGAAGGAAAUUCAUCGGCAAAUUUCCAAGUGACAUUGGCUUUCACGAGACCUUAUAAUUCCAAUGAUAAUGCGGCUCUAACGCAUUCGAAAUCGUAUUUAGUUCCAAUAGAUCAAUCGCCUGAUGUUAGAGCGGAGAUUAUUAAGGGACUGAAAGGUGGAGAUAUAUCAACACCUGUGAGUAUUUUUGGUGGAAUCACAUAACCCUUAUUCUUCCUGAAUUCUUUGCAGAUCACCAUCAAAACCGCCCUUCCAUCAUAUAUUCAAGUGCCGAAUUCGGGAGAACUAACACUUCCAACAGCGAUUGGAAAUUCGAUAGUUCUAGACUCGAAUGGUGGAUAUCCGGCCGAUUUGCCAUAUGCUGAUCUUGGAAAAGCGUGGUUCGACACGUUGAAAUUGACAUUGAAGCCGAGCAGCACACAGAAUACCGUGAGUUUUAAGCUCUAGCAUUUUUUUAGAUAGGUCGAUUCAUUUGUGAUCCUAUUUUUUUUGCAGAAAGUCUGGCUGCUCUCUCAAAUCCAUCCUGGUCUCUCGAAUGACACCAUGUUUUUGCCAGCCGAAAAAACAUCAUAUGGAGGAGAUCGUGAUUAUAUUCAAGUUGUCGGUUUUGUCGACAGAGCUUUUCCAUCAUUUUUGGGUGAGUUUUUGCGAUUUUCCAGGUUUUUUGCUGUAAAAAUUGGAUUUUUCAUCGAACUUUGGUCCAGAAACGUUGGAUUUCGACAAAAACCGAUUUCAGUAGAGAAAAGUCAAUUUUCGACCGCAUCGAACCAAAACCAAGAAAGAAAAUUCGUUUCACUCAAUUUUCCCCUCCUGAAAAUCCCCAUUUUUUUCCAGCUGCGGUCUACAAAGGCGGUGUAAUUGCAAUGUAUUUAUCAGUGGUUGUAGUUGUUGGUCGAGGAGUUGUUCGUGGCUUAUUCACAUCGCAACCAAGUAGUGUCAUGUUCAAUGAAUUGCCGAAUGCUGAUCAUUUGUUGAAGAUUUGUUUGGAUGUUUAUUUGGUUCGAGAGGCUAAGGAUUUCUUCUUGGAACAGGUGGGCCCAGGCUUCAAAAAUUUGAAUUUUUCACCAAAAAAUUCGGUCGGGACUUGAUUUUUGGCUCUGGAAAUUUGAAUUUUUCAUGAAAAAUGCCCAAAAUUCAAAUUUUCCGCGAAAGCUUUUCCCGCCAAAUUACAAGUUUCCGGGUCCCGCCACGAUCUAUAGUAGCCCAUAAAUAAUGUUAAUUUCAGGAUCUAUUUGCCAAAUUAAUAUUCUUAUUCCGAUCGCCGGCCACAUUAAUCGAAUGGACUCGAAUGAGCAAAAAGAAGCUCGAAUAA
Messenger RNA from Caenorhabditis angaria, 21143 nucleotides. NCBI's taxonomy places the organism in Eukaryota, Metazoa, Nematoda, Chromadorea, Rhabditida, Rhabditidae. The record is from the annotation of a GenBank genome assembly.